AUGAGAGGCGUACCAAGCAAUAUCUACCACCAUGUUUACACCUUCUCCUUUUUCCUUGUCUUCAUUCUCUCUCGUCCUUCUUGUUCAACCCAUGUCAAUACAUUGUCAUCUAAAGAUUCUCUUACAAUCUCAAGCAACCGAACCAUUGUGUCUCCCGGUGAUGUUUUCGAGCUUGGUUUCUUCAAACCCGCCUCAAGUUCUCGUUGGUAUCUUGGAAUAUGGUACAAGAACAUUCCCGAGAGAACUUACGUAUGGGUUGCCAACAGAGACAAACCUCUUCCCAAUCCCCUUGGAACUUUCAAAAUAUCUGGCCCUAACCUGGCUAACCUAGUACUCAUCGAUCAGUCCAAGAACAUUGUUUGGUCGACGAAUCUCACCACAAGAUAUGUAAGAUCUCCGGUUGUCGCAGAGCUUCUCGCUAAUGGCAACCUCGUGCUGAGAUACGCCAACAACAAGAACAACAGUAACCCAAGUGGAUUUCUUUGGCAAAGCUUCGAUUCUCCGACUGACACUUUACUUCCGGAGAUGAAACUUGGUUUUGAUCUCAAAACAAAGUCCAACAGAUUCCUUACAUCUUGGAGAAGUCCUGACGAUCCUUCAAGUGGUGACUUCUCGUACAAACUCGAAACUCGUGGCUUUCUUGAGUUUUUCAUACGGUCGGAAGACUUUCAAGUGUACCGGACCGGUCCAUGGAACGGAAUCCGGUUUAGUGGCGUACCGGAGAUGCAAAAAACGGAUUACUUGGUUCACAAGUUCACGGAGAAUAAAAAAGAGAUCGCCUACACAUUCCUAAUGACCAACCACAGCAUCUACUCAAGAUUGACGUUGACUCCUUCAGGAUAUCUUUAUCAAUCCACGUGGCUUCCGGAAAAACGACGAUUCGAGCCUAAAGACUCGCAAGCGUGGGGUUUGGGAGAUUGGUCACAUGGAUGUGUAAGGAAGACAGUACUAAGCUGUCGCGGUGAUGGGUUUUUACGGCUGAGGAAGAUGAAGUUGCCGGAUACUACAACGGCUAGUGUGGACAAGAGCAUUGGGAUAAAGGAAUGUAUGAAGAGGUGCCUCAAGAAUUGUAGUUGUACAGCGUUUGCGGAUGCUGAUAUCCGAAAUGGUGGGUCGGGUUGUGUGAUUUGGACCGGAGAGCUCGUGGAUAUCCGGAAUUACGCCGAGGGAGGUCAAGAUCUUUACGUUAGAUUAGCUUCUGCUGAUCUUGGUUACUAG
Molecule: messenger RNA, 1218 nt
Organism: Microthlaspi erraticum
Lineage: Eukaryota; Viridiplantae; Streptophyta; Magnoliopsida; Brassicales; Brassicaceae
Source: the annotation of a GenBank genome assembly